UAUAGUAGUAAUAUUGUCUCCAAAAAAAUAUGAGGAGAUUAAUAUCAUCUCUUGCAUUAUUAUUAAUUUAUUUUUUCAUAUUUAGAAAAGCCGCAGCGGCAGAUACUCGAAAGGCAUUCGCCUGCGAUCCUUCCAAUUCCAACACCAAGCACUUUCCGUUUUGCAAAACCGGUUUGUCGGCGGCGAAGAGAGCCGAGGAUUUGAUCGGACGGUUGACAUUGCAGGAGAAGGUGAAGCUUCUCGUGAACAAUGCCGCGGCCAUGCCGAGGCUGGGGAUCUCGGGGUACGAGUGGUGGUCGGAGGGGCUUCACGGCGUCUCCAAUGUGGGGCCCGGGACCAAAUUCGGGGGCGAAUUCCCCGGCGCCACCAGCUUCCCGCAGGUCAUCACCACCGCAGCCUCUUUUAAUACUUCCUUAUGGGAACAGAUCGGAAAGGUGGUGUCGGACGAGGCCCGGGCAAUGUACAACGGGGGGCAAGCGGGCCUAACGUAUUGGAGCCCCAACGUAAACAUAUUCCGCGAUCCAAGGUGGGGCCGUGGACAGGAGACUCCCGGUGAAGAUCCUGUCGUUGCUGGUAGAUACGCGGCCAGCUAUGUCAAAGGUUUACAAGGUAACAACCGCAACGACCGCUUGAAGGUCGCCGCCUCUUGCAAGCACUACACCGCCUACGAUCUUGAUAAUUGGAAUGGCGUCGAUCGAUUCCAUUUCAAUGCUUUGGUGAGUGUGCAGGACAUGGAAGACACAUUUAACAUUCCAUUUCGAAGUUGUGUAAGAGAAGGCAAAGUUGCAAGCGUUAUGUGUUCUUACAAUCAAGUCAAUGGCGUUCCUGCUUGUGCCGAUCCUAAGCUUCUCCGCAAAACUAUUCGAGCCGCAUGGGGUUUACAGGGCUACAUCGUUUCGGAUUGUGAUUCUGUUGGAGUAUUCUUUAAUACUCAGCAUUACACAAGUACGCCGGAAGAAGCCGCAGCCGCCGCCAUCAAAGCAGGUCUGGAUUUGGAUUGUGGGCCUUUUCUUGCUACACACACGGAAAAUGCGGUGGCGAAAGGGCUGUUGAAAGAGGCGGAUGUUGAUGUUGCGCUCACCAACACCAUCUCAGUACAAAUGAGGCUGGGAAUGUUCGACGGUGGGCUGUCUUCGCAGCCUUAUGGCAGGCUUGGCCCUAAAGAUGUUUGCAGCGCGAGCCACCAGGAGCUCGCGCUGCUAGCUGCAAGACUGGGUAUCGUUUUGUUGAAAAACGAUGGCCCAGUCCUCCCUCUCUCUCAACAACAGUUGGGCUCUGUAGCUGUGAUUGGACCUAACUCGGAUGCAACUAAGACAAUGAUUGGGAAUUAUGCUGGUGUUCCAUGUGGAUAUACAAGUCCUUUGCAAGGAAUACGCAAGUAUACAAGGACGGUACACAAUGAGGGUUGUGAUGGUGUGGCAUGUGACAAGGACGACUUAUUUAGUGGAGCGAUUGAGGCGGCCAGCAAGGCAGAUGCGACUAUUUUGGUGAUGGGACUUGACCAAUCUAUUGAGGCCGAGUUUGUUGAUAGGGAGGGGCUCUUGCUGCCUGGGAGGCAACAAGAGCUCGUGACUAAGGUUGCCUCGGCCUCCAAGGGUCCCACCAUUUUGGUGUUGCUGAGUGGCGGGCCCGUGGAUGUUUCAUUUGCCCAAAAUGAUGCACGGAUUGGGGCAAUUCUAUGGGCUGGCUAUCCAGGGCAGGCUGGAGGUGCCGCGAUUGCUGAUGUUAUUUUUGGGGCGCACAAUCCGGGUGGGAGGCUUCCGAUGACAUGGUACCCUCAAGAGUACCUCAACAACUUGCCUAUGACAACAAUGGACAUGAGGGCUAACCCUUCGAAAAACUAUCCGGGAAGGACUUAUCGAUUCUACAAAGGACCAGUCGUCUAUCCUUAUGGGCACGGUUUGAGCUACACGAGCUUCAAGCACACCAUUGCCAAGGCACCAAAAGUGUUCUCGGUCCCAAUGGGAGGCGGCCAUCGAGCCAACUCCACGUUUUCGGAUAAGUUAGUCCGAGUGGCUCAUGCCAGUUGCAAGAGCCUCACACUCAAGGUCCAUGUGGAAGUGGAGAAUGUGGGGUCCAGAGAUGGGACCCACACAUUGCUCAUGUUUGCAUCUCCACCAGGAGAUGAUUGGGCACCCCAAAAGCAACUUGUUGGUUUCCAAACAAUGGGCAUUCCUAGUGGAGGGAAGCAACGAGUUGUUAUGAGUGUCGGAAUUUGUAAACAUCUUAGCGUGGUGGAUAGUGGAGGCGUCCGCCGGAUUCCCAUGGGAGAGCAUGGACUUUAUAUUGGCGAUGCUACACAUACUGUGUCUCUUCAGCCUCGUAGAAUCUAGGAUUGAUCAAAUCGUGAUUAUCAUUUUAUUUAUUAACCUAGGAUUAAUGUUUGGCAUCUAAAUCCGCUCUAUUUUAACUGCUCAAUAUUUUUAUUAUUUUGUGAAAUCAAAGAUUUGACAUGUUAAAAUCUGAAUCAAUAGUAGUAGUAUAGUUCAAUGUAACAAUAUUUGGAAGGCGUGAAUCUUCAAGAUCCAUUUAUUUCUAUC
Molecule: messenger RNA, 2540 nt
Organism: Salvia hispanica
Lineage: Eukaryota; Viridiplantae; Streptophyta; Magnoliopsida; Lamiales; Lamiaceae
Product: putative beta-D-xylosidase 2
Biological process (GO): arabinan catabolic process; xylan catabolic process
Molecular function (GO): xylan 1,4-beta-xylosidase activity; alpha-L-arabinofuranosidase activity
Source: RefSeq, a predicted model, not a curated record